UUUCUGCUCCUGUGAGUCUGUUAUCUUUGUGAGUUAUUGCUUCUGUGAGUUGUGUUGAUUGUGAAAUAUGAUGAGGCACACACACAGCUGCUGUGAGACCCCUCCCUCUGUCACAGUCCACAUGAAGCCGGGAGCCUCCAGGUCCCUCCGGCACAAGAGGGGGAUGAGGCUAAAGAGACCGAUCUUACAGGACAACCUGGGGUUCCUUGGCAAGAACCAGAGCGACAACAAGAACAGGCACAACGCCAAGGGGCCCUCUUUAGUAAUUCAGCGCCAGGAGAUGGCAGCUUUCUUCAAGCUGUUUGAUGAUGAUCUAAUACAGGAUUUCCUUUGGAUGGACUGCUGCUGUAAAAUUACAGACAAGUACCUGCUGGCGAUGGUGUUUGUAUAUUUCAAAAGGGCCCGAUUCAGCAUCAGCGAGCACACCAGGAUGAAUUUCUUCAUCGCCCUGUACUUGGCUAACACAAUGGAAGAGGAUGAGGAGGAGAGUAAAUACGAGAUCUUCCCUUGGGCUCUGGGCAAGACCUGGAGGAAACAGUUCCCAAACUUUCUAAAGCAGCGGGAUAAGCUGUGGGCUCGCAUCAGCUACCGGGCUGCAGUGAGCCGCCGCUGCUGUGAGGAGGUGAUGGCUAUUGCUACCUGGCACUCUAUCUGGCAGCGGGAGCGUGCAGAGCACCACAGCGGGGCGGUGAGGCACUACCGGGGCCAGGAGGAGGUGCAGCUUCCUCGGGGUCCGACUGCCUCACCAGCACAUUGCACUCUGUGUGGAAAGGGAGGGCGUUACCUGGAUCUGGGGCUCUCCUCCUCCUCAUCUCCCUCUCCCUCCUGCUCAAACUUCUCCUUAUUCUCCUCUGCCCCAAACACAAUGGAGAAGACCUCUGAGGGAACCCUGACCCAAAAUAUGCAGCUGAGUACCCAGCCCUGCAGCUGUAUGCAAAUCGACCAACCCGCAUGCCAACACACCUGCUCUGGUAAAAAAACAAGCAAUUGUUUUGGGUCAAAGGACAGAUCCAUGGACUGGUUUAAUGAAGAGUAAACAAUUACUUAUCUAACUCAAC
Polyodon spathula (Mississippi paddlefish) is the source of this 1058-nucleotide messenger RNA. RefSeq names its product speedy/RINGO cell cycle regulator family member A (gene spdya). Lineage: Eukaryota; Metazoa; Chordata; Actinopteri; Acipenseriformes; Polyodontidae. The record is from RefSeq and is a predicted model, not a curated record. The transcript has 6 exons. Gene Ontology annotation, biological process: positive regulation of cyclin-dependent protein serine/threonine kinase activity. The coding region runs from base 68 to 1036 and encodes 322 amino acids. Gene Ontology annotation, molecular function: protein kinase binding.